Messenger RNA from Klebsormidium nitens, 1891 nucleotides. The record is from the annotation of a GenBank genome assembly. NCBI's taxonomy places the organism in Eukaryota, Viridiplantae, Streptophyta, Klebsormidiophyceae, Klebsormidiales, Klebsormidiaceae.
CACGGCCUAUCCAGAGCACUUGAGCGGAGAACAGGAGAACGCUGGGCGCUCAGCUCUCGAUGUUUCGUGGGCGCAAGCAUUCCUCAGGCUCUGGAAAUAGCUUCAGCGUUCUGCAGGACGUAGACGUGCCAGAAGCAGGGCCUGCGACCGGAGAUACCAAUCCCAGGAGCUCGAAGGACAUUUUGGACCAAAGCUUGUUUGCAGAGGAGAUUACCACUAAGCAGUCACCUGUUCCUGCUGGCACAAGCUCCACAAAAGCCGCCCCAACGAGCAAUCCAAAUAUGAUGGGCGGUGGUGGGAAGGGCAAGCAGAAGCCGGUGAAGAAAUUGCAGACCCAAAAUGACACGGAAAGCGUGACAAUGGGGGUAACAGAGAGGAUUCUUAAGCAGAUUACAGAUAUCUAUGAGACUGGACCAGGUGGAGGUCCCGGGUCGCUGGGAUUGAAGACGAUCGCCGACGAUCCGCUCUUGGGGCUGCACCUGCACAAGCCCCGCAAGCGCGUGUCCGUGAUGAUUGUUGGAAACCACUCCGCUGGCAAGUCCUCGUUCAUCAAUUGGUAUGUUGGAGAAACGAUCCAGAAAACGGGUGUGGCCAUUGAGACCAAGGGAUUCUACUUUGUGACAAGCGGCAAGAAGCGCGACACUCUCAAGGGUGAUGCCACGCUCUUCUACUACGACCAUCUAGAGGGCUUCGAUCAGUUCGAUGGGAUUGUACCCAACCUGUUUACCGAGGUCUGCACGAGCAAAGAGCGCAACUUUUCCUGCGUUGACUUCAUUGACACUCCAGGGCUCGUUGAUGGGGAUAUCCACUAUCCCUACGACGUUGACAACGCUAUCCUGUGGCUGGCGGAGCAUGUGGAUCUCAUCCUGGUGUUCUUUGAUCCCAUCGGCCAGGCUCUGACUGCGCGCACCAUGGACGUGAUCGAGCGGCUGUCGAAGAAGCACAACGAAAAGCUCCGCUUCUACAUGUCCAAGGCGGAUCAGGUUGAUAGAGAAGACGACCGCCAGCGGGUGCUCAUCCAGAUUACGCAGAACGUCACGGCCAGGAUCAAGUCGACCCACGCGUUUUCGCUGCCCACCUUCUACCUCCCCUCCGUUGUCGACGAGUCACGCACUCCCGCCUCCAUUCCCAACGCCAUCUCGGAGGUCUGCGACGGUAUUGAUAAGGCGAUCCGGCUGACGGUCCAGAAGAAUUUGGUGUCCGUCAAGACCGACUGCCAGACCAUCCAGAAGAGAGUAGCAGAGGUGCAAAUGGAAGAUCAACGGCGGAGAAAGACCAACAGCACGAGACGCACGAACGGGUUGCUCCUCCUGCUGGCCUCGUGGCUCGUCCUUUUCCUCCUCAUUCUAGUUUCUCUCCGCCAGCUACUGGCCACAGUGGGGCCCCUAGGGGACCUCGUUGAUUCCGUUCUAGAAAAGUACCCAGAACACCUAGAGGUCUUCCGGAACCCACUCGGCCUGCGGAAGGUCGAUGGGACGCGGCUAGAAGCUCCACCAUUGAACGACUUUGCGUGGCUGGCGGGGGGCCUGCUCGUAGCGUACCUUGUACUGGUAGUGUUGGGAAAGUUGGUUUGGCGGGCCACGCCGGUGUUUUCCAAGCGGGACUUGAAGCAGCUGGAUAUGUACAAGCAGUACGCCGAGGGGAUUCUUAAAAUCAGAGACGGAUUGUAUCAGGACUACUUCAAGCAGUUACAAAACGCUGAUUAAUAUCUGGCGAGUUCCGCAGUCAGAUAUCAGAGACCAUGUCACAUCUAGCAAUUCGUUGUGAGAAAUUGAACUUAAGUUCAUUCACGUAUCCGGCUCGCCCUUGCCAAGGAUUUGUUGCAAGUUCAAAUACUCCAUUAUUGUUGGCCUCAGCCUUAAUUUGACGUCAUCAGAUCGCUCGCAUAUCA